CCUGAUCGCAACAAAUAUAACGCUCCAGAUUCUACCUCAGCGACAGUCCAUCAUAACCAUCCACACGUGAAUAUGGCGGAAGGAGAGCCCGAUUAUAGCUCUCUUCCAUUGACGGAUAGAUGGGUGCACAAGGUGCGUACUGCCAUCACAUACUACUACCCCUUACUCCCGCGUUGGUGCUAAAGACAAUAUUUGGUUUGCAGGUUUGGAAAGUCCGUAAGGAGGCAUACGAAGAAGCAGCAAAGCAAUUCGAAACCACUCCGGACGAAUACGAUCCUGCUUUUCGUCCCUUCAACCAGGAUCCGAGUUUAUGGAAGGGCGCGGUCGCAGAUUCAAACGUCGCCGCGCAGUCAGACGGUAUCGCAGCAUUUUGCGCGUUCCUCAAAUUCGGUGGCAAGGAAUGCUGCGUACGUUCACGAGGUCAUGUUGUCACUCCCAUCGUCGAGAAGGGCCUCGUGUCCACACGACCUGCUACAAAGGCGGCUUCGGUCGAGGCUCUAUUGCUUCUCAUUGAAUUGGAUGCCGCCGGUCCUAUUAUCGAGGAUAUUCUCCCAGCCGUAUCCGCGAAACAACCCAAAGUAAUCGCUGGAGCCUUAGCAGCUCUCACAACUAUAUAUCACAAUUACGGCUGCAAAAUAGUCGACCCAAAACCAGUCCUCAAGAUUCUCCCCAAGGCAUUUGGACACGCAGACAAGAAUGUCCGAGCCGAAGCAACUAAUCUCGCUGUUGAAUUUUACCGGUGGUUAAGGGAUGCGAUGAAGCCUAUGUUCUGGGGUGACCUGAAGCCGACACAACAAUCUGAUCUGGAAGCUCAGUUUGAAAAGAUCAAAGCAGAACCAGCGCCAAAACAGGAACGCUUGCUACGAACCCAACAAGAAGCCAUGGCUCGAGCCCCACCGCCCGGGGCAGAAGAAGAGAUGGACGAUGAUGAAGGGCCCGAGGAGCCUGCAGAAGUCGACGCAUUCGACCUUGCAGAACCGCAAGAUGUCUUAUCCAAGGUUCCAGCUAAUUUUCACGACAACCUCGCGUCUUCCAAGUGGAAGGACCGGAAAGAGGCUCUUGAAGCGCUCUUUGCUGUGGUCAACGUACCGAGGAUUAAAGAUGGCGACUUCAACGAAAUCAACCGUGGUUUAGCGAAGUGCAUGAAAGAUGCCAAUAUUGCUGUUGUCACCCAGGCAGCGCAAUGUAUCGAAGUACUCGCAAAAGGUCUUCGAAAGGGAUAUGGCAAGUACCGGUCGACUGUCAUGACACCGAUCAUGGAGCGUUUAAAGGAGAAAAAGCAAUCCGUCUCGGACGCAUUAGGAGCUGCGCUGGACCAAGUGUUUCUAGCGACAAACUUGUCGGAAUGUCUAGAAGAAAUUCUCUCUUUCCUCUCUCACAAAAACCCCCAGGUGAAAGAAGGAAGCAUGAAGUUCCUUGUUCGUUGUCUUAGAACGACUCGGGACCCCCCGACCAAGCAAGAAGUUGCUAGUAUUGUCGAGGUCGCGAAGAAGCUACUCGCGGAGGGCAGCGAAGGGCUGAGGUCCGGUGGUGCUGAGGUUCUGGGUACAAUCAUGAAAAUUAUUGGUGAACGCGCCAUGAACCCGCACUUAGAAGGCUUGGAUGAUAUACGAAAAACAAAAAUCAAGGAGUAUUUCGAAAAAGCCGAGGUUAAAGCCAAAGACAAGCCAAAACCACCGCCGGCUCCGGCAGCACGGGGACCACCCGGUGGCCCCAAGAAAGCAGGAGCUAAGAAGACUACCGGGGCUACCAAAAAGGCUGCGCCGGCCGCCGCCUCUCAGCCCGUACAGGAGCCUGCUCCCCAGCCAGCAUCUCGAGCUCCUUCUGGCAGUAAGCUAGGAAUGCCCAAGUCUUCUGGCUUAACCGGACUGAAAGCUCCGCAAAAACGCCUCGCCCCCCCUGGUGUCGCAUCGCCCCGAAGAGCACCAGCUGCUGCUAGUCCUCCCCCUCCAGAGGAAGAUGAGGAGCUCCCAGCAUCGCCACCGCCGCCAAAACCCCGAGUUGGUCUUGGGAGAGGUGGUCUUGCAGCACGGUCGUUAGCGAAACCAGCCGCACCCGCUGCGGCGCCUUUGGAGCCCUCACCACCCCCGCCGAGUGGGCUUGCACCUAUUGAGCGUGCUGAGCUAGAAGAGUUGCGCACGGCGAACGACCGGCUUACUAAACUGGUAGAUGAGAUGCGGCAUGACCGAAGCAAGCUCAUGUCAGAAAUUCAGGAGCUCAAAAAUCAAAAUGCCGGUCUUAUCGAGGAUCACACGAGGGAUGUGCUCAGCAUCAAAGCCAAAGAGACUCAGCUGGUCCGGGCAAGAAGCGACGCAGAAACAGCUGAGCAAGUAAACGAGAGACUCCGAAGGGAACUUGAACGUCUCAAACGCGCACUCAGUAGAGCCGAGGGGCUAGGCGUUUCCAGUGGCAUAGGAAGUCCAAGAAUGACGAGUCCUACUCCUGAUGACAUGGGUAUUUACCGUGAUAAUACAAACUACGCAGGGGCCAGGACGAGCAGGAUGAGUUUCACCAGUACAUUUUCCGAAGAAAAAGAAAACGGCGAUGUGCCACACAACUACCCCAGAAGCAAAUUAAGUCCAGAUUUAAGAUACGGCAGUGGAUCAAGCGGGAGGGGAAGCCCCGCUCGCGGCUUUAGGACCACAACAAUAGAUGAGGGGGCUGGACAUAGCACCGGAUCCGCCAUGAGUUCAACGACUACUGGAACCGGCAACAAUGGCGCCGAAAGUUGGAAGCGUGCAGCAGAGGUCACGAGUCAACUCAAGGCAAGGAUAGAGCAAAUGAAGGCGAAGCAGGGCUUUAACCGAUCAUGAAGUCGGACUUGUCUAUGUGUCUUGUCAUCAGGAAAUGGCGUUUGUUAGGAGACAAGUCCAAAAGGGGGAUAUCAUCGGGUGCAUUUUCCUGGCGUCGGAUUACAUACCCUAGUCUAUAUUUUGGUCGCCGAUAAAGCAUUCAGAAAAUAUCACGAUAAUUAUGUCUA
This is a messenger RNA of Daldinia caldariorum, 2980 nucleotides long. RefSeq names its product ARM repeat-containing protein. Gene Ontology annotation, biological process: mitotic spindle organization; microtubule polymerization; establishment or maintenance of microtubule cytoskeleton polarity. Bases 120 to 2813 code for a protein of 897 amino acids. Gene Ontology annotation, molecular function: microtubule plus-end binding; microtubule plus end polymerase activity. The record is from RefSeq and is a predicted model, not a curated record. The transcript has 2 exons. Gene Ontology annotation, cellular component: spindle pole body; centrosome; kinetochore. Lineage: Eukaryota; Fungi; Ascomycota; Sordariomycetes; Xylariales; Hypoxylaceae.